Molecule: messenger RNA, 2529 nt
Organism: Paramuricea clavata
Lineage: Eukaryota; Metazoa; Cnidaria; Anthozoa; Malacalcyonacea; Plexauridae
Source: the annotation of a GenBank genome assembly
AUGGAAUGUGUGUUUACGAAAAAGUAUGAAAAAGUCGAUAGCUUUUUGAAGAGAUUUCUGUCACAUUCGAGGUAUACAGGAGUUCGGCUCAUCGAGCCGUGUGUCGCACUGUCAGACGUAUACAACAAGCAGUUUAAGUUUGUAGUUUUAGCUGAUGAAUGGCUGUACGUUACUGAAAAUCCACCGAAAGUUGCCAAAGAUAUUCAAGAGGUCACUCGGAUUCUGGACAUCACGUCUGUUGAGCUUGUAAGUAUAACAUCGAUGUGUCUGUGUGAUAUAUUAGUUUUCAUUUUGACAAGGCAAAUUCGCUCAUCUGGUUCGACAGAAUAUGUAAGUGCAUGUUUAUAGUCUUACGCCCUUAUUCUGAAAGCUCGCUCACACUCAAUGAGUGGAGGUUCUAUCUGAGCUUUUCUUGAGUGUCAAUGCUGUUUUUGAAUCGCUGUAGGGCUAGUGUCAUACCUUACUCGGUGACUGCUCACCCUCCAGCUAUUCAAAGACAACAUUGAUAUGACAUUCAAGAGAAGCUCAGAUCGCUCAUUGAGUGUGAGUGAGCUAUGCCUGCGACCCUGACUUGCUCAAAUUUUUUGUAGCAAUCCUCGAGUCGGUCAAACUAGGAUUAAGAAUUGAUGAGAGUUGCAACUCUCGCUUGCGUUUGAUCAUCGACUCUCAUGCACCCUCAUCAACUCUCAGUCAUAGUCUCAUUGACUCUGCAUGAACUGGUUCAAAUUUUGAUAAGAGUUGAUAAGAGAUAAGCGCGCGGUAAUAUCCAGUCAACUCUCAUCAACUCCGAUGCAACUCUUGUUUACGUUUGACCGAGGCACGCGAGAGUUGUGAAAACCUUCAUGCAAACUCUCGCUUCUCAACUCUCAUAUAUACAACUCUUGUUCUCGUUUGACCAGGGCAUGAGAGUUGAGAAACCUCUGAUGCAAACUUUCGCUUCUCAACUCUCAUCAACUCUCGUGCAACUCUUGUUCACGUUUGACCGGGACACGAGAGUUGAGAAAACUCUCAUGCAAACCCUCGCUUCUCAAUUCUCAUCCGUUCGACCAAGCACACAAGACUUUGCAUUUAAGUUUAUGUGAGAGUGAAAUAUAUUUCAAUAUCAGAAUUAUUUGGGGCAUUUCACUCCAUUGAAGUAAUGUCGAAAGGUAUUGUAGCUGGAAAAUGUAAAGGUAAAAUUCACACUCCAUCUAUAAAACUCUUCAACAAGUAUAUUUCAAUGGUUAUAUUGUAAGACUCAUGAAGACUUUCUACAACACAGUAUAACUUAUAGUUAAAAUUGAGAUUCUUUAUCCAAAAUUUAGUUUCUGUAUAAGCUGAAGUACUUUGUUACCAGUACAGACUUUGCCAGAAUGAUAUAUAUACUCCCGCGGUCUUUCUGACAAUAAGAGUUUUGUUCGCUUCUUAUGUAAGCGUGUUGAUAAUAUAUUGAACAAUAUAUAGAGUGCUUUGACAACACAGCUGUUUCAGUCUGGGUAAAUAUAGCGACACUGGACAUCUCGCUCGCUCGAGGUCUUUGUAAAUGUAGAUGGGCAUUUGGAGCGGUUAUAUACAAAAUCGUACAAGAACUUUACUCAUUCUAAGACGCUCUUUCUAGCUGUGGUGUUGGAUUUUGUUCUUCUUGCCUUGAUCAAAAUUUAGUCAAUAGCUGGAUUUACCCAUUAGAGAACGAUUCUCGUGAAUAUUUUUGGUUUUAUUUCCUACAGAUAAACGAUGUACCGGAUUUCCUGGGUGGCGAUUUAAAGUACAGAACACAUCAUAUUCUGGUGACUUACAAAAAAGGUUCAGAAUUCGUAUCACAACAACUUACCCCAAAUUCUUCACCCAAUCUCCUGACAAAAAGUCUGCAAGAGAAUGACUUGAGAAACUCCAGGGAGGAUUCUCGUUCAGUAGAUGAAAUUCGUUACGAUGGUCAAGAAGAUAAAUUGUCAAAGAGCUUGCAAGAAUAUGACGUGAAGUCGUCAAGGAGAAAAUCGCCCAGUAUAAGUAGAUUAGAGGAAAACAGCUCUCUCAGGCCAAGUACAUCAAGAAAACCAAAAGACAAUUUGUCCAGAAGUUUGCAGGAAAACGACUUGAAACAUUCAAGGCGAAAAUUGAGCUCAGAUCACUUAGAAGAAAACUAUGCGCACAGACAAGACAAAUCCAAGCACAGUUUGUCACCAAUUUUACCGCCCGGGAGAACUCGUAUCAGAAAGCAAAGUAGGAAUUCGCUUGGCGACGACUACUCAUAUGAAAACGAUUCUUCACUUGACACAUUUGAAGCAAAUCAAGAACAACAAAAUAGACUGUUACCGACAGCAAAACGUUCACAAGAGAAGACCAGACGAAAAUCCAGUCCUGGUACCUUUUACGAAGAUGAGUCUUUAGAUCAGAAUUCGGAUUUUUUAAUGAGAUCGAAUGAUGGCCGGUUAACAAAAGCUGGGGAGAAUAAUCUAUCACCGACCACAAGAACGUUGAAAGAAAAGUCAAGGCGAAAAUCCAGUCCGGUUACAUUUAUUGCAAAGACUGAGGCUUUUGAUCAGAAUUCGA